Molecule: messenger RNA, 2849 nt
Organism: Synchiropus splendidus (mandarinfish)
Lineage: Eukaryota; Metazoa; Chordata; Actinopteri; Syngnathiformes; Callionymidae
Product: nuclear receptor subfamily 1 group D member 1-like
Exons: 7
Coding region: 878-2446 (522 amino acids)
Biological process (GO): cell differentiation; positive regulation of transcription by RNA polymerase II; hormone-mediated signaling pathway
Molecular function (GO): nuclear receptor activity; zinc ion binding; RNA polymerase II cis-regulatory region sequence-specific DNA binding
Source: RefSeq, a predicted model, not a curated record
AGUUGUGGUUCAACAGGUUGUGCACCGCGUCACCAACACACGGCCCCGCGGUCCGCAAGAACGUGACCCCGCGUGCGUGAGGGAGAGGAGGGAGACAAAGCCCGAUGACGUGUGCGUGUGUGAGAGAGAGAGAGAGGUGCGUGGGUCUGUCGGACAGGAACGGUGUCAGGAGGUCCGCGCAUGUGAGCGGCGGUCAGGUGUCGCGGUGACGGCGGCGGUGGCUCCGUGCCUGGGAGGGAGCUAUUUUUGGCGCGGAAGAGGGAGACGAGUUGUUGACACGUGAGGCCGAGGCACCGCGCAUGCGCGCAAGCGGAGCGACAAAACAUUGCUCUUCUUGUGAGGCUGCGCAACUUCCUGUGCAACCGCGACCCCCCUGAACGCAUCAGCAGUUCGUUUCUGCGCAGCCUCGCUCCGUUCAGUGGCGCUUCGUUAUGGAACCGUUUUUAAAUGAGUCAAUCGUGGACAACAGUCCGGCAUCACACAGUAUAGACGAAGACCGCCACAGACAGGGAGGUACAUCCGUGAGACGUAUCAUGAGGACCAUACACGACGUGAAGAUACAGUAAAGGAGGAGAGAAAAGACAUCCACUGAAUGUAGUAAUAAGGAUCACGACCAAUAAGGGCUGAACUAUGUCAGAAUUGAGUGUUUUUCAUUAUCUUUUAUUCUGUUCAAGUAAUGAUGAUCACGUUCCACAAUAGAUCAAGAUGUUUGUUUAGAAAUGAGGGGCUUUUUUGGGGCAUAUUUCAUUUUGGGUGGGUGUAAAAUUUGGCAAAUAAUGGUCAGAUUUGUAACAUAAAGUUCAUUGGAGGAGAAACGUCAAAUUUCCUGUGGUCUUAAAAAGAAAGAAACCCACAUCUGUCAGUAAAUCCACCACAGAUGUCUCUAUGUGUUCAGUGGUUCUUCAGUCAUGGAACAAAAAGAAGACUUGUCCUCUGCACCCAGAAUAAAUCUGGAGGAGUCAUCCUGUACGCAGGCUCCUCGGGGGGCUCCAGCCCCAGUCCAGGCAGCCCUUCCAGCGGGUACCAGACCCAGUCCCCGUCCUCGCAGCCCUCGUCCCCAGAGGAGGCCUCCUUCAUGGAAAUUGGAGCGUUGAAGCAGAGGGCGUUGGGCUGCAGCGACCCACCUUCCAAGAUGGUGUUCCAGUUUCCAGAGGUCUACAGCAGCGGGCCUCCAGCCUCAGGGAAGAGGCCGUGUGGAUUCACAAAAAACGGCGGGGUGGUUCUGCUGUGCAAAGUGUGCGGGGACGUGGCCUCAGGCUUCCAUUACGGGGUUCAUGCCUGUGAAGGCUGCAAAGGCUUCUUCCGCCGCAGCAUCCAGCAGAACAUCCACUACAAGAUGUGCGUGAAGAACGAGAACUGCCUGAUCAUGCGCACGAACCGCAACCGCUGCCAGCACUGCCGCUUCAAGAAGUGCCUCUCGGUGGGGAUGUCUCGAGACGCUGUGCGUUUUGGCCGCAUCCCCAAACGAGAGAAACAGCGCCUCCUGGAGGAGAUGCAGAGCUACAUGAAUGAAAUGGCGGCGUCAGAGGCGAGGAGUGCCGCGGGCAGCCCGGUGAACGACAACGCCAAGGAGGCCAUAGGCGCCAUCUCCCGGCCACACCAGGACGUCUUCGCCACCACAAGGGGGCAGCACAGCGUCACCAAGCAGUGUCACGCCUCCCGCCCGUACCAUUUCCCGCCAUCCCAGCUGCACGGCGCCUGCAGCUACCGGCCAUGUCCAGUCACUUCCGACCAAAGCCACCACAUGUCUCCAAACAGCCCACGGCCGUACGACCGGAGCAGCUCGAGCCCAUGGACGCUGGCGCCCGGCGCUCAAGUGUUGGCCUGUCCGCUCAACACCCGCCCGGUCUCCGGCCCGGAGAGCUCCAGUCAGGAGGUCUGGCAGGCUUUCUCCCAGUGCUUCACUCCGGCCGUCAGAGACGUCGUGGUGUUCGCCAAAGGAAUCCCGGGGUUCCAGCAGCUGAGUCAGCAGGACCAAGUCAUGCUGCUCAAGUCUGGAACCUUCCAGGUAAAACCGCAAGCUGCACCACCAGCGGUCGCCAGAGUUCUCAGCCAACGUCUGUGCUCAGGUGCUGGUGGUUCGCUUCUGUCACUUGUUCAACGCGGCCGAGCGCAGCGUCACCUUCCUGAACGGACCGACGUACCCGCGGGCGGCGCUGCAGGCCCUGGGCAUGGGCGCCCUCCUGGACGCCAUGUUCGACUUCAGCGACAAGCUGGCCUCUUUGGCCCUGGAGCCAGACGAGAUGGCGCUGUUCAUGGCUGUGGUGCUGGUGUCUGCAGACCUCUCAGGGAUCUCGGAUGUCGGUGCGGUGGAGCAGCUCCAGGACAGUCUGAUCCGCUCGCUGCGCUCUGCGGUGACGCGCCGGCGCCCAGACCACGCCACACUGUUCUCCAAACUGCUGCUUCGGUUGCCCGACCUACGGACCCUCAACAACCUGCACUCUGAGAAGCUGCUGGCCUUCCACAUCGACCCUUGAGCAAGACGGACUCCAGAGGAGCAGGUCUGAGCUGGUGGCCAUGGGGUUGGCGCCUCACUGGAGAAGGAAAUACUGCCCAGCGGACCAAAAUGACCCGGCUCAGCGGGUCCUCCAGCGCUGGAGAACCGCAGGCUCAGACUCGGGGGUGCUGAUGAAGAGAGGCCCUUGGCUCUUCUCUUUAUGAAGGGACAAUCUGUUCUGCACAGUUGAGUGCAGAGAUCUAAUGAGACAGGAGCAGGUCUGCUGUCAGAUGAAGAUGAUGUCACACUCACGAGCAGCACCCCCUCAGGCCACCCCAAACUAGGGCACUUGAAGGUGUAUAUCUGUAACUGUUGUGAAGAUAAAAGUGGCACUUUUACUGUAGUCUGACGG